UCCCUUCUCUUCACAAGAGAUCACAUAGCCCAAACACACACACAUACACACAUAAUCUCUCAUUCUUCCUUCUCUCAUAAUGGGUGCUCUUCCCCAUUUUGAACCAAUUUCAAAAUAUAGCAAAAAAAAUAGAUCAAAUCAAACAGUUGCUUCUGAUUUAGAUGGUACACUCUUGAUAUCAACAACUGCAUUUCCUUAUUAUUUUCUUAUUGCCUUAGAAGCUGGUAACCUUAUAAGGGCAUUAUUCCUAUUAGCAUCUGUUCCAUUUGUCUACUUUAUUUACAUAUUUAUCUCAGAGUCUAUUGCCAUUGAAACCUUAAUCUUCAUUUCCUUUGUUGGAGUAAAGAUUAAAGACAUCGAAAUCGUGUCGAGGGCUGUUUUACCUAAGUUUUAUUCCGAGGAUGUCCAUCCACAAACUUGGAAAGUGUUCAAUUCUUUUGGUAAAAGAUAUAUUGUUACUGCAAGUCCAAGAAUCAUGGUUGAACAUUUUGCCAAGAGAUUCUUAGGUGCUGAUAAGGUUCUUGGAACAGAAUUAGAAGUUUCUAAAUCUGGACGUGCAACUGGUUUUGUUCGAAAACCAGGUGUUCUUGUUGGAGAGCACAAAAGGGUUGCUAUUCUUAAGGAAUUUGGCACAAAUGUACCUGAUUUAGGACUUGGAGAUAGAGAGACUGAUCAUGAUUUCAUGUCCAUAUGCAAGGAAGGGUACAUGGUCCCAAGAACAAAAAUCGAACCCUUAGCAAGAAAUAAACUUUUAUGUCCUGUCAUAUUCCAUGAAGGUCGUUUAGUACAAAGGCCUACACCAAUUAUGGCACUCUUAACUUUCUUAUGGAUGCCAAUAGGAAUAAUUCUCUCCAUUCUUAGAGUAUACCUUAAUAUUCCUUUACCAGAAAAAAUUGCCAGAUACAAUUAUAUGAUCCUUGGUAUUAAACUUAUUGUCAAAGGUACCCCUCCUCCACCCCCUAAAGAUGGUCAACGUGGUGUACUUUUUGUUUGUAACCAUAGAACUGUCUUAGACCCUGUUGUCACAGCUGUUGCACUAGGCAGAAAAAUUAGUUGUGUUACAUAUAGUAUUAGUAAAUUUUCUGAAAUGAUUUCGCCGAUAAAAGCCGUUGCAUUGUCAAGAGAAAGGGAGAAAGAUGCUGCACAUAUUAAGCAAUUGCUUGAAGAAGGUGAUUUGGUUAUAUGUCCUGAGGGGACUACUUGUAGGGAACCUUUUUUGUUGAGAUUUAGUGCAUUAUUUGCUGAGCUUACUGAUAGAAUUGUUCCAGUGGCAAUUAAUACGAAACAAAGUGUUUUCUAUGGUACGACAGUUCGUGGGUAUAAAUUCUUGGAUCCUUAUUUUGUUUUUAUGAAUCCAAGGCCAACUUAUGAGAUCACUUUCUUGAAUCAACUCCCUCCUGAGCUCAAUUGUAGUAAUGGUGGAAAAUCAGCGAUUGAAGUGGCUAAUUAUAUUCAGAAAGUUCUUGGUGGUACUCUUGGCUUCGAAUGUACUAAUUUAACAAGGAAGGACAAGUACGCCAUGAUGGCUGGAACAAACGGUCGUGUUCCAGACAAGGAGAAGGAGAAGGAGAAAGAGAUGAACAGAGAAAACUAAAUGAAUUAGCUAGUACGUAAAAACUAAAUGAAAGAUUUAUUUUUCAACUACUUUUUACGUCUUCCUCGUGGGUUUUUCCGUCUUUUUAAUCAUGGUAAAGAAAAAGAAAGGGACAAAGACUGAAAAGGAAAAAAAAAUGCUUGUAUUGUGAUGAUCAAGAUGAUGAUUUUUAUCAAUAAAUGGUUAAUAUGUAUAUUGUUUUGAUUGGAAUGUACAAGUUUUAAAUGCAAUUUUUUAUUAAU
Nicotiana attenuata is the source of this 1836-nucleotide messenger RNA. RefSeq names its product glycerol-3-phosphate 2-O-acyltransferase 6. Gene Ontology annotation, cellular component: membrane. Gene Ontology annotation, biological process: cutin biosynthetic process. Gene Ontology annotation, molecular function: glycerol-3-phosphate 2-O-acyltransferase activity; phosphatase activity. NCBI's taxonomy places the organism in Eukaryota, Viridiplantae, Streptophyta, Magnoliopsida, Solanales, Solanaceae. The transcript has 2 exons. The record is from RefSeq and is a predicted model, not a curated record. The coding region runs from base 80 to 1594 and encodes 504 amino acids.